This is a messenger RNA of Volvox carteri f. nagariensis, 570 nucleotides long. RefSeq lists its product as uncharacterized. The transcript is spliced from 5 exons. The record is from RefSeq and is a predicted model, not a curated record. Lineage: Eukaryota; Viridiplantae; Chlorophyta; Chlorophyceae; Chlamydomonadales; Volvocaceae. Bases 1 to 570 code for a protein of 189 amino acids.
AUGGUUGUGCUGGUACUGAUCCUCGCGGCCACCUACUUUCCCGGGAGCCGCGCCUACCCUGACUACUGGGCAAGCGAUUCCGGAAGGGGCGAACAGCAGUGUGAUGCGCACCCCACAGAGGCGCUACGGGGCUCCCCGCACGGGUCACCCCUUCCGGACAGCUCCGUCACCAUCCGUGCGCUCCAAGCUGACGGCACCGACGCUAUGCAGCUGUGCCCUGGAAUGUCGUACAAAGUGUUGGUCACAUUCCCGGAGCGCCGGCGUUCGAUUAUCACGGCCAGUUCCGGAUCAUUCGACGACACGACGUACCUGUGGGGCAGCCGAUGUCCCAACCUGAUCGUGGUCGGCCCCACGCUGCCCGUAACGUCCUUUGCCAAGCUUCCGACCGAAGUCCAUGCACGACUCAACAUUCCGUGCAACGGUAGUGCGGGUGCCGCUGCCAACCGCGCCGCUGUGGAGCAAUUGGUAGUGGCGGUCACCAGCACCUCCGCACGGGGCAGCCUGAGAUGGAGAAGCACUUCUAAAAGUUUCCCCAUGUCGCCCAGCUGUGGCAACGCCCAAUGUGGGUAG